UCUCUGAUCAGUUGUGGGAAUUUCAUGUUGCUAGAUUUGCUGUUGUUAGAUACAGUACACUAUUCAUGAUAUUUAUUUUCUACUAGGUCCUAGGCCUACUGGUGGUUUAGCUGACUGGUGCCCUGUACAAUCUAUAUUGGAAGAUCUUAAAAACUAUUUUUACUAGUGUUAAAGAGGGCGUUACUUAGCCUGGUGAGCGCGCUUUUUGGACAGAAGCAUGAGGAGGUCACAGAAAUAACAAAUUGUACAGUGAAUUAUAAUGCAUCGCCGCAGGUCAGGGGUUGUAGUCAGUAGACCGUUCAUCACUGUGAGAACUGGCACGAGGCGCCAACGCCCUGUUCGUAAAUUUCUAUAUGGGUCAAGCAAAACAAAAAGGAUAGCUGUCAAUGGACAACAGUGUCAUGUACCUAUCGCUCUGCAAGAGGCACCAUCGAUUAGAGAUGAGUCACCAAUGAACAUUGAAACAGGAAUUCAAAAAGAACAUCAACCAAGUAUGCAUUACAAAAGGAAAGAGAAAGAGGUACAUGAUUGGCAAAGUGUUAGAGACAUACUUGUUCCUAGCCUUAUUGACAACUGGUCUCCUUGUUUGAACUCUUGUUGUAGUGCCUGUGAUCUCCCUUUAAAAGACAAAAUAUUCCGCUGCUUGGAUUGUGGUCCAAAUGUGAAUUUUUGUGUGUCAUGUGUUUCGGUAACCCACCAAAAGUACAUUCUGCAUAUACCCGAAGUAUGGAAACAUCUCCAUUAGGUUGACAUCAUGACAACCUCAAUACCUACCUAU
Messenger RNA from Anneissia japonica, 778 nucleotides. RefSeq lists its product as uncharacterized. Lineage: Eukaryota; Metazoa; Echinodermata; Crinoidea; Comatulida; Comatulidae. The record is from RefSeq and is a predicted model, not a curated record. Bases 260 to 745 code for a protein of 161 amino acids. The transcript is spliced from 2 exons.